Molecule: messenger RNA, 908 nt
Organism: Gadus morhua (Atlantic cod)
Lineage: Eukaryota; Metazoa; Chordata; Actinopteri; Gadiformes; Gadidae
Gene: nudt1
Product: nudix (nucleoside diphosphate linked moiety X)-type motif 1
Exons: 4
Coding region: 154-624 (156 amino acids)
Biological process (GO): DNA protection
Cellular component (GO): cytoplasm
Molecular function (GO): 8-oxo-7,8-dihydroguanosine triphosphate pyrophosphatase activity
Source: RefSeq, a predicted model, not a curated record
GAAUGUAACACGUCUGAUCUGCAUUGGAUCGAUUGGAUCAGUCCAUGCUUUGGAUGCGGCAGUCUUUUGCAUCAGUAGUCCAGGAAGUCAGCGCGUGGGCCUUUUAUGACCAUAUACGUAUCGAUCUUCUGAAAGGUUGCGCUGACUGGUGAAAUGUCAACCUCAAAACUACUAACCCUGGUUCUUGUGAUCGAGCCUGAGCGAGUUUUGCUUGGCAUGAAGAAGCGAGGAUUUGGGUCAGGGAAAUGGAACGGUUUUGGGGGCAAAGUUGAGACAGGAGAGACCAUUGAAGAUGGUGCGAGGCGGGAACUGAAAGAAGAAAGUGGUCUGGAAGUGGACGUCCUUGAGAAGAUUGGAAAUAUCAAAUUUGAAUUUGUUGGCGAAAAAGAACUUCUUGAUGUGCAUAUUUUCAGGUCGGACUCCUAUAAUGGAGAACCAAAAGAAUCGGAUGAGAUGCGGCCUCAGUGGUUUGACAUUGACAAAAUACCCUUCAGCCUGAUGUGGCCAGACGAUAUCCUCUGGUUUCCACUCUUGUUACAGAAGAAGAAAUUCCUAGGCUAUUUCAAGUUCCAGGGUCAAGACAAGAUCCUGAGCCACACAUUGGAUGAGGUAGAGGACCUCUGAAAGAGCACCCAAUGGUUGCCUGGAUAUCGUUACCCACGGAUGUAGUCAUAAAGGAGCAAACCUUUAUUUCGUUUUUGUAUCAUUUGUUAGAGGAGGUUGUUAAAAGGUGAGGGGGGUUACAGUUUCUGUAUUAUACACUUUAGAUGUGAGUAAACAACAUACUGUAUUAUGUGUGGGAUAAAUCUGUUCCACAUACUUUUGUUUUAAAAUUCAAGGAACGAAAAUGUCAAACAAUUAUUGUAAAUUCAUCAUCUUGAGCAUAAUAAACGUUUUAUAGAUCUUUA